GCAUGUAGCCGAAGCCGACGCAUUCACAACAAAAAUAUCGUGUUUUAAACUUUUGCCAUUUUAACCCGCUUUCCCUCAAUACUUCACUUAGUUUUUUCACGAGCCGACAGAUUAACGAGUCAACCGGAGAUGGGAGUCCCGGCGUUUUUCCGCUGGCUGAGCAGAAAAUAUGCGUCAAUCAUCGUCCAUUGUGUCGAGGAGAAGGGUAAAGAAUGUAAUGGCGUCCGUAUUCCCGUCGACACGACGAAGCCGAACCCCAACGAAGUGGAAUUUGACAACUUGUACUUGGACAUGAACGGGAUCAUCCACCCGUGCACACAUCCAGAGGACAAAGCCGCCCCCAAAAACGAGGAUGAGAUGAUGGUCGCCAUCUUCGAGUACAUCGACCGCCUGUACAACAUCGUGCGACCCCGCAGAGUCCUCUACAUGGCCAUCGACGGCGUGGCUCCGCGGGCCAAGAUGAACCAGCAGCGCUCUCGUCGCUUUCGCGCCUCCAAAGAAGGCGUCGAGUUGGUGGAGGAGAAGCAGCGCAUCACGGAGGAGAUCCUCGGGAGAGGCGGUUACGUUGCGCCCGAUGAGAUCAAAGAACGCUUUGACAGCAACUGCAUCACUCCAGGAACCGAGUUCAUGGACAACCUGGCUCAGUGUCUCCGCUACUACGUCGCAGACCGACUCAGCAACGACCCGGGAUGGAAGAACAUCACGGUCUUGCUGUCUGACGCCAGUGUUCCCGGUGAAGGGGAACACAAGAUCAUGGACUACAUCCGGAGGCAGAGAGCUCAACCGAACCACGACCCCAACACGCACCACUGCCUGUGUGGAGCCGACGCCGAUCUCAUCAUGCUGGGCCUGGCCACCCACGAGCCCAACUUCACCAUCAUCAGAGAGGAGUUCAAGCCCAACAAGCCGCCCUGUGCGCUCUGCAGCCAGGUCGGCCACGAAAUCAAAGACUGUCAGGGGACGCCGAGGGAGAAGAAGGGAGAGCACGAUGAGUUCGCCGACUCGAUGCCGGUGUCCGAGCAGGAGUUCAUCUUCAUCCGGCUGUGUGUGCUGCGGGAGUACCUGGCCAGAGAGCUGACCAUGGCCAGCCUGCCGUUCCCCUUCGACUUCGAGAGGAGCAUCGACGACUGGGUCUUCAUGUGCUUCUUCGUUGGGAAUGACUUCCUGCCGCACCUCCCGUCCCUGGAGAUCAGAGAGGGCGCCAUCGAUCGACUGGUCAACAUCUACAAAGACGUCGUGCACAAAACCGGGGGCUACCUGACGGAGAAUGGCUACGUCACCCUGGACCGGGUGGAGCUGAUCAUGCAGGCGGUGGGCGUGGCCGAGGACAACAUCUUCAAGAAGCGCAAAGAGGACGACCAAGGCUUCAAGAGGAGAAUGAAAGACAAACGGAGGAGGAUGAAGGCGGAGCAGCAGCGAGGCCCCGCCCACAUGACCACGGGCCAGUUUGCCCCUCAGGCCCUGGGGAGGAGGGACCGGCCCGAGGCCGUCCAGAACCCCCGGCAUCAGGCCUUCGACAUGAGGAUGCAGCACAACAAGGAUGCUGCUCAGUCCCUGAAGGCCUCCAUAAAGAACGGUGGCAAUUCGUCUGCAGGGCCGAGCUCAGACAACAGGGGGAUGAAGCGCAAAGCCGAGGACAGCGACAGCGAGUCGGAGCCCGAAGACGACGUCAGGCUGUGGGAGGACGGCUGGAAGCAGAGAUACUACAAGACCAAGUUCGACGUGGACGUGUCCGAUGAGGACUUCAAGAAGAAGGUGGUCCGGUCCUACGUGGAGGGUCUGUGCUGGGUGCUGCGCUACUACUACCAGGGCUGCGCCUCCUGGAAGUGGUACUUCCCCUUCCACUACGCGCCCUUCGCCUCUGACUUCAAGGACAUCAAAGGACUCUUCACGGAUUUUGAGAAGGACACCAAACCGUUCAAGCCGCUGGAGCAGCUGAUGGGAGUGUUUCCUGCCGCCAGCGGCAACUUCCUGCCCGCGACGUGGAGGAGCCUCAUGAGCAGCCAGGAAUCCGCCAUCAUCGACUUCUACCCCGACGACUUCGCCAUCGAUCUCAACGGCAAGAAAUACGCCUGGCAGGGUGUGGCCCUGUUGCCUUUUGUGGACGAGCGUCGGCUGAUGGCGGCUCUGGAUGACGUUUACCCCGACCUCUCCGCCGAGGAAGAGAGGAGAAACAGUCUGGGCAGCGACGUGUUGUUCAUGCAGAAGUCUCACCCGCUCGCCGACUUCAUCCACGAACUUUACCGCACGGAAUCUCACGAGGCCACCGAGAUCCCCGCAGAGCUCUGCCACGGGAUCCUAGGGACGCUGAACCUGGACGACAACCCCAUCCUCCCAGACAGGCCGGUGGCGUCUCCCAUCCCAAUGCUGCGGGACAUCACACAGAACCACGCGAUCGGGGUGAAGUUCAGAGAUCCUCACUUUGACAAGGACUUUGUGUUCAAGGCCGUCCUCCUUCCUGGAGCCAAGAUGCCCGACAAGGUCCUGAAGCCGGGCGACUGGGAGAAGGGCAACAGGCAACCGUGGAGACCCCAGCUGGGGUUCAACUCCAACCGGCAGCAGGCGCACCUGGACCAGUCCGGCUUCCGGGCUCUGGGUCACAGCGUGAACAGAAACCAACGAGGCGGAGGACAGUACAGCAACGCCCCGCCCCCAAACAUGUACCAACAGGGGGGAUACAGAGCUGCUCACAGCGGGGGGAACCAGGCCUUCCAACAUUCUCGGGCCAACAGCCUCCUGGGAGCUCCUCCCUCCUUCCAGCAGCCUCAGUACCCGCGGCAGCAGCAGUCGUACGGAGGUCGUGGUGGAGGUCACGGUUGGGAUCGGGCCGCUCAGACGCAGCAGUCGUCGUACCAGCAGAACGCGAGCCGCGGGCCGGGGGGAGGAGGGGGAGGGGCGGCGCCCGCGGCGGGCGGGGGGGCGGCGCCGCAGACGGGCAGCGGCUACCAGCAGCGCUUCGACGGACAAAGAGAGGAGUGGCGAGAUCGUAGAGACGACCGCCGGGACAACCGGGGACAGCAGCACCAGGCCUACAGCUCUGGGCGGGGAGGGUACCCGGCUCCGCCUCCAUCCAGGAGAUACGAGUGGAAUUAAACUCAAAGUAAUGUUGGGGGGCUGUUUUCAUUUUAUUGUCUUCUUUUACAAUUGAAUGAGUGUUUUUCUUCUUUUCUUUGUAUUCCGUAUAUGUAACUUGUGAUUUUUAAGAGCCGCCUGUAGCGCUUGAGACGAGACGGAUUUCUCCAAAGAGUUGAAAACAGAAUGAAAGCAACUGAAACUGUAAUAAAAGAAUUACAGUGGC
Pseudoliparis swirei is the source of this 3298-nucleotide messenger RNA. It is a transcript of the gene xrn2, whose product is annotated as 5'-3' exoribonuclease 2. The record is from RefSeq and is a predicted model, not a curated record. Gene Ontology annotation, cellular component: nucleus. Gene Ontology annotation, biological process: nuclear-transcribed mRNA catabolic process. Lineage: Eukaryota; Metazoa; Chordata; Actinopteri; Perciformes; Liparidae. Gene Ontology annotation, molecular function: 5'-3' RNA exonuclease activity; RNA binding.